AUGGCACAAGACGGGGAGGACAUGGUGCCUUUCGACCCCAAGCUUCUGGCUGAGCUGGAGGAGGAAGCAGCCUCUCGCUAUACUGAGGAGGAUAACCAGUUUACAGAGCACUGCAAGAAGAGCCUGCCUAAGCCGCCAAUACUCCCUGCUGACAGAUUUGACCGCAACAGACAGCGCAGAGGCAACUUUAGACAUCAAGACCACAGGAGAGAAGGAAGCUUCAGGGAUCAAGGGGAGUACAGAGGUCAUGGGAAUUAUAGGGAUCGUGGGAAUUAUAGGGAUCACAGGAGGGAAUAUUCUGACCACAGGCAAGGGAGGUUUGGCGGUGACCACAGAGAUUAUGAUGACAGCAGAAGGGAUAGUGAGAAGAGGAAGUAUAGGUCCGAGAGGGAGAGUGAUGAGUAUGGAAGAAGGGAUUACCAGUCCAGCAGAUACUACAAUGGUGGGGGGUCAUCCUAUUGA
Molecule: messenger RNA, 462 nt
Organism: Scylla paramamosain (green mud crab)
Lineage: Eukaryota; Metazoa; Arthropoda; Malacostraca; Decapoda; Portunidae
Exons: 2
Coding region: 1-462 (153 amino acids)
Biological process (GO): RNA 5'-cap (guanine-N7)-methylation
Molecular function (GO): RNA binding
Source: RefSeq, a predicted model, not a curated record